UUCAACCAGACCCAGCGCUAGCCCUAGAAGUGAGGAUGCUGUCCCGCAUGAGGGCAGUGCGGGGGGCGGGGGCGCGCGGGGGCGCGGGGGCGGCGCGGCUGUACGGCGGCGCCGGCGUGCUCGUGACCGGGGGCACCGGGUUCCUGGGCCGCCAGCUGCUGGAGAAGCUGCUGAGGGCCUGCAAUGGUAUAAAGAAAAUAUACUUGCUGACUCGAGUCAAGAAGGGAAAAUCCAUGGAGGAAAGGCUCAAGGAACAAAUGCAAGAUCCGGUAUACGAUGAGCUGCGCAAGACACACCCAGAUUUCGAGAGUAAGAUAGAACCCAUCGAAGGAGACAUAACGGAGCUACGCCUCGGCAUCAAAGAUGAAGACUGGAAGAAAAUAGCCGAUGAAAUAACAGUGAUAUUCCACGGCGCGGCGACGGUGCGCUUCGACGAGCCGCUGAAGGUGGCCGUGUUGACCAACGUGCGGUCUGUCCGGGAGAUCAUCGCUUUGGGGAGAGAGUGCGCGAAUUUGAAGUCUUUGGUGUACUACUCAACAGCCUACGCGCACUGCAACCGCCAGGAGAUCCGAGAGACGUUCUACGACUGCGCCGUGUCUCCGUCCGCCAUCAUAGACUUUGUGGAGACUGUCGACGAGAAGAAGAUUGCGGCCAUGGAACCCAUCCUCAUCGAGGGUUGGCCGAACACAUACACCUACUCGAAGGCGAUCGCCGAGGAGACGCUCCGGACAAUGGGCGCCGGGCUGCCGAUUUGUGUUGUGAGACCUGCCAUAGUGUCUCCUGCCAUAAGAGAGCCGUCUCCUGGAUGGGUAGACGUGAGCAACUGCAAUGGACCAAGCGGAGUGAUCCUAGGCGUAGGAAUGGGCAUCAUCCACACGAUGCUGGCCAAAAGCGACAUCCACAUGGACAUAGUGCCGGUGGACUGCGUCAACAACCUGGCCAUAGCCGCGUCCUGGGAGACGGCCCGGAGACAUGCGCUCGGAGAGAAAGACAUUCAGAUAUACACGCUCUCACGGCACAGGAACCACUUGACCUGGGAAUUCCUUCAAAACUUCUGCGAGACAAAGGCCCGCAAGCUCAUCAGCCCGGCGGCCGUCUGGUACGCGUACUCGCUGACCACCUCCAGUCAGCUGAUCUAUCAGCUUCUGACACUGUUCCUGCACUUCAUCCCGGCUGUACUGAUAGAUGCUGUGCUGAUCGUGCUGGGGAAGCAGUUGAGGCUAACAAGACUCUACAAAAGAGUCUACAAAAUAAACGCCAUAUUUCUCAAGCAUUUCGUUUUUCACUCGUGGACGAACUAUGAUGACAACACCCUACAACUAUACAAUUCACUAUCAGAGGAUGAUAAACAAAUAUUCGAUUUUGAUAUAGCAAAAAUUGAUUCUGAUGAGUUUAUGUCUAUUUGGUGUUUAGGACUACGUAAGUACAUAAUUAAGGACAAUUUGCAAGGCACUGAGAAGGCUAUCAAAAGACAAGCGGUUCUCAAAGUUGUAAAUGCAUUGGUCCUAGUUUUGUAUUCUUUUAUGCUUUGGAAAAUGUUUUUGUUGAUGUUUUCGGGUUUAAAGUAUUUAGGGACAGGUUUGUUUUUAUGUGUAGGUAGUUUUUUUGUAACACUUUGCCCGUAAGGCGAAGCUAUUGUAAUUAUUUACUAUAAUAAUAUCUUAUUUUUGGUAGGAGUAGGAAAGUAAGAGUUAAGCAUUUUAGAAUUGUAUGUAGGUAGGUAGGUUACUUUUAACAAAUAUGUUAAUUUUUGUUUUUUUAAGUAGUUGUACCUUUUAAAUGUC
Plutella xylostella (diamondback moth) is the source of this 1784-nucleotide messenger RNA. Its product is annotated as fatty acyl-CoA reductase wat. Lineage: Eukaryota; Metazoa; Arthropoda; Insecta; Lepidoptera; Plutellidae. Gene Ontology annotation, biological process: long-chain fatty-acyl-CoA metabolic process. Gene Ontology annotation, cellular component: peroxisome. The record is from RefSeq and is a predicted model, not a curated record. Gene Ontology annotation, molecular function: alcohol-forming very long-chain fatty acyl-CoA reductase (NADP+) activity.